Messenger RNA from Suhomyces tanzawaensis NRRL Y-17324, 1911 nucleotides. It is a transcript of the gene KAR9, whose product is annotated as Kar9p. NCBI's taxonomy places the organism in Eukaryota, Fungi, Ascomycota, Pichiomycetes, Serinales, Debaryomycetaceae. The annotation marks the transcript as partial. Gene Ontology annotation, cellular component: spindle pole body; mating projection tip; cell cortex. Gene Ontology annotation, biological process: nuclear migration along microtubule; establishment of spindle localization; mitotic spindle orientation checkpoint signaling. The record is from RefSeq and is a predicted model, not a curated record. The transcript has a single exon.
UCCUUUAUGGAUGUAGUCACCCUACCAUCUGCAGACAAUCCCAUCAAACAAUAUGAGCUCUUCAAGAUCAACAAGACAGUGGAUGACUUAUACCAGUACUUGGAGGAGUUGAUGGCGGUAGUGGGACCCCUGAAUGACUCGCCAACCUCAAAGCAAUUGAGGUGGUACUUUGAUGGUAAGGAGGCAGUCGUGAAUCUACUUCAGAAAAUGGAGGAAAUCGACUCACUCAUUGCCGACCUUUUGGACGUGACAGGCCAUUUAGAGGACCCAAGCAUUGCAUCUCUAUUGCUUGCGAAACUUGAAGAUACAAGUAACCUCUUGGUGGAUAUCAAAAAACACGUAUCCACAUUGAGAAAGCACGUUAACUUUGCUGUAAGAUUCACAGAAAUUGAUAGGAUGGUUAUAAAGUCCUUGGAGGCCGAAAUAGAUCUGUGCAUGGUUUCCUUUUCUGGCCUUGCCGAGUGGAAAAUAUCGUCCAGCAAACCAGAAUAUGACCUAGAGAAUGUGAUCACCAAGAUGAGGAUUAAUGACUUAGCUUUUAAUACCUCUAAUGACUCCAUGAGGUCAAUGAGACUACCAACUUUUAACGACUUUGAUGACACUUUUUACGAUAAUUACUUAGCUCUUCUCCAAAGACUUGAGCCACUUUCUAUCUCACUUGGAAUUUUACCUUUUCAAAUAGAGGAAUUCAACAAAAUGUUAGGUACUUCCUUUCCUGAAGCUAGACUAGAUAUUAGCACGAAACACGACAACUUGGUUUCUAAGUGGGAAGCCAUGAACAAGGAAAUAUCAAUAUUAAAGCGGGACUGCUUGGACACAAAGUGGCACGAAUUGUUUGAGUUUUUGAUAAAUGAAAUUAACACUAAGUGUGAGUUAAUGAUCACUGGUACCCCCAAAAAUCAAUCUCCUAGGAUUUCACAGGAAUUAAAUAGCACAUACAAGUUGUGUUCCAAUGCAAUCACUCUCAUUGACAAAGCCUUCAAAGAAUCGAUUAUUUAUGAGAAACCAUUGGCAUCCAAGUUCAACGAUAUCCUACUUCCUAAGUGGCAGUCUGUUAACGAUGCAUUGGCCCUUCCAGUCAGAAGCAGAACACCAAGAUCUGUUUCUGCAUCCAGUACACCCAGAGCUGAAAAUCCUAGAAAUGAAGAAUGCAAUAACAGACCCAGUACACCUCCACAGAGGGAAAAAGUGGGGUUGGGACUUGACCUUGGACUUGAUAUUGAAACUACGGCAAUUCCAUUCAGUAUUCAGAAGAAGGAUAGAACCAAAAACCUAAGUAACAACUACAGGACGAAGAAAUUAAGAUACUCACUAGCAUUAACUAACACUCCCUUAUACGAAAAUGAGGAUGACGAUGAAUUGACAUUAGUUGUUAAGUCUCCAAACCUCAAGAUGGAUAUUGACUCAUUAAACUCCAGCAUUUCCAGACUAAAAGUCAAAAAGGAGGAUACUUUGGCUAGAGAAUUCAAUGCCCAGAGGUUCUUAAGUGACCUUUGCAAUAACUUACCGCAAAAGGCUAGUAGAAUACCAAUGAUACAAUCGGACUACAUUCAGAGUGGGUUGCGGGUACUCAAAAAGAAAUACUCCGAAAAGCCAAGUAUGCUUCCAACAAUUAGCCCUGAUCACCCAGUAUUUCAAUCACCUGAAAGGCAACAACUUAAAUCACCAUUGCAUACGAAGAGAGAAUCGAGACACCUCGGAUCGCCCUUACGGUCUCCUUCCACGUUCAAGCGGGCUCUUGAUAACGAAGAAGGCUUAUUGGGUGGCUUCCACAGAAACUAUCGGACAUCAAUAUCUCCAUCUUUACUGGAGAUGAAAGUUCCUAAGUUAACAUACGACAAGAAUUAUCAUAUAUCUGUGGAAAGGCCCUUUUCAUCCUUAGGGUCACGAUUUGAUGACCAUAACUUGGUG